AUGGCCAAACUCUACCCCAAGCCCAAAGAGAUGGCUGAACUCAUAUCUUCUCAAUCCUGGAUCGAUGAAGCCUUGAGUACCCAAAAUGAAACGAAGGACAAAGACAGCCGGCAAGCCACCUAUGAGAUUCUUUCUGGCAUUAAUGAUGAGAAUGAGAGUGUUGAGGAUGAAGAAGAAGAAGAUAAUGGGAAGCCCAAGAGAAGGGGGCCAAAAAAGAAGAAGAUGACCAAAGCAAGGCUGGAGCGAUUCAGGGCCCGCCGAGUGAAAGCUAAUGCCCGGGAACGAACACGGAUGCAUGGACUUAAUGAUGCUCUGGAUAACCUGAGGCGGGUCAUGCCCUGCUAUUCUAAAACCCAGAAGCUGUCCAAAAUUGAGACACUGAGGCUAGCCAGGAACUACAUUUGGGCUUUGUCAGAGGUUCUGGAAAGUGGGCAGACUCCAGAAGGGAAAGGUUUUGUGGAGAUGCUGUGUAAAGGUCUGUCCCAACCAACCAGCAAUCUGGUUGCUGGUUGUCUCCAGCUAGGACCACAAUCCCUGUUCCUGGAGAAGCAUGAGGAGAAAGUCCCUGUUUCUGACUCAGCUGUGUCCAGUCAUGGUUUUCUUCCAGGAUUGCCCAGUCCACCGUAUGGAAGCAUGGAGACACACCUUGUACAUUUAAAGCCUCCCUCUUUCAAAACCCUGGUAGAGACUUCCUUUGGCAAUCACCACCCAGACUGUACAUCUCCAGCAUAUGAAGGUCCCUUGACACCUCCUCUGAGCAUCAGUGGGAAUUUUUCCCUAAAGCAAGAUGGAUCUCCAGAUCUAGAAAAAUCAUACAGCUUUAUGGCCCACUAUCCGUCUGUUAGCCUGGGCAGUGCUCAUGGGCACACCUCCCAUUUCUCAACCACAGUGCCCAAGUAUGACCUACCAUUAGAUGUGACCUAUGAUUCUUAUUCCCACCAUGUGGUUGGAGCACAGCUCAGUGCAAUAUUUGGUGAAUAA
Python bivittatus (Burmese python) is the source of this 981-nucleotide messenger RNA. RefSeq names its product neuronal differentiation 4 (gene NEUROD4). Gene Ontology annotation, molecular function: E-box binding; DNA-binding transcription factor activity, RNA polymerase II-specific; protein dimerization activity. Gene Ontology annotation, biological process: nervous system development; axon development; camera-type eye development. Lineage: Eukaryota; Metazoa; Chordata; Lepidosauria; Squamata; Pythonidae. Gene Ontology annotation, cellular component: nucleus. The record is from RefSeq and is a predicted model, not a curated record.